Messenger RNA from Fibroporia radiculosa, 624 nucleotides. RefSeq lists its product as uncharacterized. Lineage: Eukaryota; Fungi; Basidiomycota; Agaricomycetes; Polyporales; Fibroporiaceae. The transcript is spliced from 2 exons. Bases 1 to 624 code for a protein of 207 amino acids. The record is from RefSeq and is a predicted model, not a curated record.
AUGAACGUCCUCUCCGCACCCAACUUGCUCUGGAGUCUGUAUGUCGACUACCUUUGGAACUACCAGCGAGGAUCAUGGGUCUACAGCGUGGCUUCGACAUUUCGUGUACUAGCGUUUACCAUCAUAGUCCCCUUCGUCCUCCUCACUUUGUUGGACGUAGCGUCGUACGUUAUAGCACGCACUCUCGGCGUCAUCGAUGAAACGAAGGCGUCGACGAGCGAAACGGUCGCCGGCGAGGCUCCUACCGCGGAAAAGAGCGCGGCGUUGCGUUCUACUCCUGCAUACCUUACGGUUCCGCCCCUCGCCUACUUCCGCAACCCUCUGGAGGAAGGAAAUCCUCGACUUUCUGGCGUGGGCAUGUUCUCGCCCACUCCGUCGCAGCCACCCUCCCCCACCAUGUCGCGCCGCGAACUCAGCCAACACAUGCAUAAUGUUCCGGAGAAGAAGCCCGACCAUGGGCGAGGCCCCUAUGAAACCCACCGAGAGGCUUCUAGGGAGUCGAGCAGUGGGGAGUCGUCUUACACGUUGUUGGAAGCGGAGUCGGGUCCCGAGGACGCUCAGCUGACCCUUCGAAAGAGGGCGAAGCAGCCAAAGAUACAGUCAGAAAAGGCCUCGGUGUCAUAG